This is a messenger RNA of Pelobates fuscus (common spadefoot toad), 2807 nucleotides long. It is a transcript of the gene DONSON, whose product is annotated as DNA replication fork stabilization factor DONSON. The transcript is spliced from 10 exons. Gene Ontology annotation, cellular component: nucleus. Lineage: Eukaryota; Metazoa; Chordata; Amphibia; Anura; Pelobatidae. Gene Ontology annotation, biological process: nuclear DNA replication. Bases 216 to 1976 code for a protein of 586 amino acids. The record is from RefSeq and is a predicted model, not a curated record.
UUUUGGAAUUGGGCGAAAACUUGUUACUGAGGUAAAGUGCGGCCGCCAUUAUACCGAGCCGGACCGUUAUUAACAGGCCCGCCAUUAACCGGUUAUUAUACACCGAGCAGGGCCGCCAUUAUCUAGCUAUUCUAUACCGAUCCGUCCGUUAUUAACCGGACCCGCCAGUAACCGGCCUAUAUACCGAUCUAUUAAACGCACCGACUCCCGCCGCCAUGUCCGACCUGCUGCCCGGCUACUCGCCCACCUUUAAGAAGCCCUCGGAGAUCCUGCGGCUGAGCCGGAAGCGGAGCCGGAGCGAGGCCGGUAGCGGGAGCAGAGCUCCUUUCUCUCCGGGAGAAGCCGCCAGGCGGGUGCCCGGGCUCCGGCCCUUCACCCCGGGCCCCCAGCGCAGCGGCGGCGGAGCGAAGCGGAGGAACCCGUUCGCCAGCCUGGAGAAUACCGUGUGCAGCCCGGUGAAGAGGCGGGCGGAGAGCCUGGACGGGACCGGCCCGGAGAGAGAACCGACACCGGCCAAGGGGCCCCCCGGAGCCGCCAUCACCCCGAGACUGCCCGAGAGCUGGGAGAACCUGGCCGCCAAUACAGCGCAGUUUAAUACAGUUGACGAUAUCCUUUUUGAAGAUAGUCUUGGAGUUGAGACUGCUGCAACUACAAAUGCACAGUCACCAGAGAAACCAGUGACCAUAUAUGAACAACCUAAGGGAUCUGUUACAUUUCCUGCCGAUUGGAGUUUAAAGACCCGGUUACUUUUUACCUCUUCCCAAAGGUUUUCUUGGACUGAUCAUUUAAAGGCCCAGGAAGAAGCACAGGGGUUUGUCUUGCAUUGUCAUGCCACUCCAAUCAGGUUGCCACAAAUUAUUCAGGAACCAAAGUUAUCCACUGAGCUGCGCUGUGCAUUUCAACAAAGCCUUGUCUAUUGGCAGCAUCCUUCUUUUCCCUGGCUUCAGCUUUUUCCUCGCAUUGGAGCAGAUCGGAAAAUAGCUGGAAAAAACAUCCCUUGGUCUCAAGAUGAUGAGUUGCAACAAGUUUUAAUGAGUGAAUGGGCUCUCAGCUUUACAUCCCUAUAUAAUUUGCUAAAAGCAAAGUUAUGUCCAUACUUCUAUUUAUGUACCUAUCAGUUCACAGUGUUAUUUCGGGCAGCCGGCCUUGCAGGUAGCGAUGUUAUAACUGCCAUCAUGUCUCCAUCUACACGAGGAUUGCGAGAAGCAAUGAAAAAUGAAGGAAUUGAGUUCUCUUUGCCAUUAGUUGAAGAUGAAUCUAACCGGAAGCAAAAUAACUCUGAACCGAGCUCACAACAAGACGACCAGGAACCAGAGUCCUUAAAGACUGGUGAUGAGUCUUGUGACAGCGAUGAAGAUGAAAGUUUUUCUUGGUUGGAAGAGAUGGGCGUUGAAGAUCAGAUAAAAAAGCCAGAUGCCAUCUCAAUUAAACUUCGCAAAGAGAAGAAUGAAGUAAAACUGGAUCAUAAGCCAGAAUCUCUUGUCUUGGUAAAAGGGUCAAACACCUUUACUCUAUUAAACUUUUUAAUAAACUGCAAGAGCUUAGUGGCUGCAGCAGGUCCUCAGGCUGGCCUACCUCCGACCCUGCUUUCACCAAUAGCAUUCCGAGGAGCUACUAUGCAGACACUAAAGACCAGGAGCAUAAAUGUGAAAACCCAGGUGCUUUCUGGCUACAAGGAUCAAUUUAGUUUGGAAAUAAGUGGCCCUAUCAUGCCUCAUUCUCUGCAUUCAUUAACAGUGUUGCUGAAAUCGUCACAAAAGGGCUCGUUUUCUUCCAGCUUGUAUACCCAUGAGCCAACUGCAGUGUUCAAUACAGCCAUCCAUCCUGAGCUUGUAAAGGAGAACAUUUCUUCUGACCUUAUAAACUGUGGCCUGCAACCAUCCACACUGGAACAGCUGUCUCAGCUCUGCCAACUGGGGAAGUCGUCCUUACGCCACCUAGAAAUGUCAGACUAUAUGUACACCUGGAAAUGCUAGUCACAGGACAAAUCCUGCAAAUUGAGGCCAACUUAGCCUCUCCAUAAAGCACUCUUUGCAGUGUAAGUCUCAAAACAGACUGCUACUCUCUGCCAAAAUACACACACAAUGGUGUGGUUCAUUUAGUAAAUUAAUGCUGUGAAAGUAAUAGGAAACACUGAUGAAUGACUUUUACAUCUUCUAAACAUAUGCAUUUCUUGCUGAUUAGAUUGCACUAUGAGGAACCAGGAGCAAUUGUUCACUAGGAAAGACAACCAGUGUCCAAACAACGGCUCAUCUACUAAAAACACAAAUUACAUAUUCUUUACAGAGCCAUUACCUCUGCAAAAUAUAAACUACAAUAUUUCUCGUGCGCACGUUAAAAAAAAAAAAAAAUUCUUACACUGCCCCAGAGUCGCUUAAAAAGUCUGUAGUAUUGUUAUAUUUUGAUGAAUUGCAUUUCGGGAAGAAUCAUGGUUCGUUGGAGAAUUGGUAUACAUUUUGCCUUCACUGCCUUUAUGAUAAAAGUAUUAAAUUAAUUCCCUUUUAAACCAAAUAAGUUAAAAUAGAGUAUCUAGUUGGCUGUUGGCAAUUAACCUAGACCAAACAAAGCCAUGCAUCCUUAAGGUUGUGCGAUAUUGUUAUGAAUGAAACUGAUCAACUUUUUUUUCCCUUCUGCAAUAACCCCAGUACUAGUAAAAAUGCACUACUACUAUUCUAGGCUCUGAGCAAAUCACUAUCCUUUAUAUGCUAGGAGUCACUGCCUCCUGGGUUCUCUACAAAGUGUUCAUUUAUAUGCUGCAAAUUUUGUAAAACUAGCCAUGUAAAGUAUUUUGUGUCUUGGUUUUAUUU